This is a messenger RNA of Lathyrus sativus (Indian pea), 810 nucleotides long. The record is from the annotation of a GenBank genome assembly. NCBI's taxonomy places the organism in Eukaryota, Viridiplantae, Streptophyta, Magnoliopsida, Fabales, Fabaceae.
AUGGCAGACGAAACACCAAUUGACUUGAAGGAAGAGGUUGCAGAUAUAGCACCAUUUGACCCUACUAAGAAGAAAAAGAAGAAGAAAGUUACAGUUAUAGAUCCUGCAGCUGAUGAAUCGGUGGAUAAGUUGGCUCAGAAGACUGAAAAUCUGUCAGUUGCUGAUGAGGCAGAGUCUUCAUUUUCUGGUUUGAAAAAGAAAAAGAAGAAACCUGUUGAAAUCAGCAACUUAAUCGAGGAGAGUGGAGAAGCAGCUGAAGAUUUGGAAGAUCUUCCUGAAGAAGAUGAAGAAGAAGCAGUUUCUUUGCAGCCUCGUUAUCCUUGGGAAGGGAGUGACCGUGAUUAUGAAUAUGAGGAGCUUCUUGGCAGGGUGUUUAACAUUCUACGUGAAAACAAUCCAGAACUUGCUGGAGAUCGUCGAAGGACAGUUAUGAGGCCUCCUCAGGUUCUUCGUGAAGGCACAAAAAAAACUGUGUUUGUGAAUUUUAUGGAUCUAUGCAAAACGAUGCAUCGACAGCCAGACCAUGUUAUGGCUUUUUUGCUUGCUGAGCUAGGUACUAGUGGCUCCCUAGACGGACAACAAAGAUUGGUUGUUAAGGGAAGAUUUGCACCAAAGAAUUUUGAAGGAAUUCUGCGACGAUAUAUUAAUGAAUAUGUUAUAUGUCUUGGAUGCAAGAGUCCAGACACAAUACUUUCAAAGGAAAACCGUCUCUUCUUUCUUCGGUGCGAGAAGUGUGGAUCGGGAAGAUCGGUUGCUCCAAUCAAAGCUGGUUUUGUUGCUCGUGUUGGCCGAAGGACUGCAGGGUCAUGA